Molecule: messenger RNA, 5097 nt
Organism: Sardina pilchardus (European sardine)
Lineage: Eukaryota; Metazoa; Chordata; Actinopteri; Clupeiformes; Clupeidae
Product: kinesin heavy chain-like
Exons: 27
Coding region: 327-3185 (952 amino acids)
Biological process (GO): mitotic cell cycle; microtubule-based movement
Cellular component (GO): microtubule
Molecular function (GO): microtubule motor activity; ATP binding; microtubule binding
Source: RefSeq, a predicted model, not a curated record
AUACUUUGCGGUGAAACUCUGGAACAGCCGCCGCUGUUUGGUCGACUAAAGAGACGAAAUAGCUUUACCUCAGUUGUUCCAUUGGAUGGUUGUUACAUUUUUGGGUGUUAUUUUCAGUCAUCUUUAAAUGAUCGAAUGUCAUGGGAUCGAUUUGUAAUUGAUAGGAAUGGAUAGUCGCAAUUGAGUUGAUCUAUUUGUUGGAUAGCGCAAAUGGACGGCGUGUACUGAUGCGAGGAUAACGGGCAUUAAGAAGACACACCAACAUUCAUGCAUCGUUGAAUUUUCUGUAAAGUUUAUUCGGAUAUCUGUCCGCAGGAUAGACUGAGAUGGCGGAUGCUGCCGAGUGCGGUGUUAAAGUAAUGUGCCGUUUCAGGCCAUUAAAUGAAUCCGAAAUCACAAGGGGAGAUAAAUACAUACCCAAAUUCAAGGAGGACGACACGGUGGUUAUAACAGGAAAACCGUACGUCUUUGACCGGGUCCUGCCCCCUAACACUGCCCAGGAACAGGUGUACGAUGCCUGCGCCAAACAGAUCGUCAAAGAUGUCCUUGGAGGCUACAACGGGACCAUCUUUGCCUACGGGCAAACCUCCUCUGGGAAGACCCACACCAUGGAGGGCAAGCUGCACGACCCCCAGCUGAUGGGGAUUAUCCCUCGUAUCUCCCAUGACAUAUUUGACCACAUCUACUCCAUGGACGAGAACCUGGAGUUUCACAUCAAGGUUUCAUAUUUUGAAAUAUAUUUGGACAAAAUAAGGGACUUACUGGAUGUUUCAAAGACAAACCUGGCUGUGCAUGAAGAUAAGAAUCGUGUACCCUAUGUGAAGGGUUGCACAGAGCGAUUUGUCUCCAGUCCUGAAGAGGUGAUGGAUGUCAUUGAUGAGGGAAAAGCCAAUCGUCACGUUGCCGUCACAAACAUGAACGAGCACAGCUCCAGAAGCCACAGCAUCUUCCUGAUCAACAUCAAGCAGGAGAACGUGGAGACGGAGAAAAAGCUCUCUGGGAAGCUCUACCUGGUGGAUCUGGCAGGAAGUGAGAAGGUCAGUAAAACGGGAGCGGAGGGAGCUGUGCUGGACGAGGCUAAAAAUAUCAACAAGUCCCUGUCCGCCCUGGGCAACGUCAUCUCAGCGCUGGCCGAGGGCACCAAAACCCACGUGCCGUACCGAGACAGCAAGAUGACGCGCAUCCUGCAGGACUCUCUGGGGGGCAACUGCAGGACCACCAUCAUCAUCUGCUGCUCGCCCUCCGUCUACAACGAGUGCGAGACCAAAUCUACACUCAUGUUCGGACAGAGAGCUAAGACCAUAAAGAACACGGUGUGUGUGAAUCUGGAGCUGACGGCUGAGGAGUGGAAGAAGAAGUACGAGAAGGAGAAGGAGAAGAACAAGAGUCUGAAGAGCAUCAUCCAGCGCCUGGAGACCGAGCUCAACCGCUGGAGGAACGGUGAGAAUGUUCCAGAGAAUGAGCAGUUGAGCUCUAAGGAGCAGAAAACCAUUGAGACGUGUGAUAACACGCCCAUCAUCGAUAACCUGGCCCCGCCAGUGGUCACUCUGGUGUCCACCGAGGAGAAGAACAAAUAUGAGGAGGAGAUCCGCAACCUCUACAAGCAGAUGGACGACAAGGAUGAUGAAAUUAACCAGCAGAGCCAGCUUGCUGAGAAGCUUAAGGAGCAGAUGCUGGACCAGGAUGAGCUCCUAGCAUCCACGCGGCGCGACUACGAUAAGAUCCAGGAAGAGCUGGGCCGGCUGCAGCAGGAGAACGAGGCGGCCAAGGAGGAGGUGAAGGAGGUGCUGCAGGCCCUGGAGGAGCUGGCCGUCAACUACGACCAGAAGAGCCAGGAGGUGGAGGAGUUCAGCCGCGCCAACGAGAUACUCACAGAGGAGCUUUCACAGAAGACGGCGGUGCUGGGUGCGGUCCAGAAGGAGCUGGCUCAGCUGCAGGAGCUCAGCAGUCACCAGAGGAAGAGGGCAGCAGAGGUGCUCAACCUGCUGCUCAGAGACCUCAGCGAGAUUGGGGGCAUCAUCGGCACCAACGACAUGAAGACGUCGGAGCCCAACGGUGCGCUGGAGGAGGAGUUCACCAUGGCGCGCCUCUACAUCAGCAAGAUGAAGUCGGAGGUCAAGUCUCUGGUCAACCGCAGCAAGCAGCUGGAGACCGCGCAGGCCGACACCAGCCGCAAGAUGCAGGCCAAUGAGAAGGAGCUUGCCUCCUGCCAACUCCUCAUCGCCCAGCACCAGGCCAAGAUCAAGUCCUUGACGGACUACAUGCAGAACAUGGAGGAGAAGAAGAGGCAGCUGGAGGAGAACCAGGACGUUCUCACCGAGGAACUCGCCAAGCUGCAGGGCCAAGAGAAGAUGCAUGAGGUCUCUGGCAUGGAGAACGAGAAGGACAUAGAUCGGCUGCAGGAUGGCGAGGAAAUUAAGAAGUCGUUGGACGAGCAGAUGGUCAACCAUCGGGACACCCACCAGAAGCAGCUGUCCCGCCUCAGGGACGAGGUGGCCGUCAAGCAGAGGAUGCUGGACGAGCUCAAAGAUCUGAACGAGAGCCUGCUGCUGGAGCAGAAGAAGCUCAUGUCCGACUACGAGAAGCUCAAGAUGGAGGAGCAGGAGAAGGACCAGAAGUUGCAGCAGCUCAUAAUGAUCAAUGAGAAGCAGGAGGUAGCCAGGCAGGACCUGAAGGGGCUCGAGGAGACUGUGGCCAAAGAGCUGCAGACGCUGCAUAACCUGCGCAAGCUCUUCGUCCAGGACCUGACCAUGAGGGUCAAGAAGAGUGCAGAGAUGGACUGUGAGGACGGCGUAGGCAGCGCUGCACAGAAACAGAAGAUCUCCUUCCUGGAGAACAAUCUGGAACAGCUCACUAAAGUUCACAAGCAGCUGGUGCGUGAUAACGCCGACCUGCGCUGCGAGCUGCCCAAGCUGGAGAAGCGUCUGCGGGCCACGGCCGAGCGGGUCAAGGCCCUGGAGUCGGCGCUCAAGGAGGCCAAGGAGAACGCCAUGAGGGACCGCAAGCGCUACCAGACCGAGGUGGACCGCAUCAAGGACGCCGUCCGCGCCAAGAACAUGGCUCGCAGGGGCCACUCGGCUCAGAUCGCCAAACCCAUCAGGGCAGGGCACCACCACUCCUCCCCCACCCCCCUCUCCAUCAGGGGUGGAGGAACCGUCUACCACUACACCCACAACAGCAACUGAGCCACACAGGACUCUCCUGGUGUAAGCAUGCCCAGACCCCCCCCACCCCUCUUAACACUGCGCUGUGCUUCAACCAGUAACUCCAUCCACCCCACCCCCAACACACACACACAUACACACACACACACACACACACACACACACACACACACACACACACACACACACACACACACACACACACACACACAGCAGUCUCCGUAAAGAGGACAAGCUCGCUCAUGCUCACUGGCCAUACAGUACCUAUACCACGGACAUCCAACAACCACUCUACAUGCCAAGAGAUUUAUGCAUUCAGAAGAACUUGGGCAGGUUCAGCGCCUCGUCCUCAGUGGGUUAUUAUGUUAUGUGUGGUGUAGUAGUGUGCAGAGCAGGCCUUUCUUUCAUUCCUACUAGCGGUAGACUUUGAUACUGAUGCACACAACACAUCAGUAUCACAGUCGGACACUAGAGGGCAUCAGUAGCCCAGUCCAGGCAUCAUGACAUGUGGCAUUCACAGAGUAGAUACUGUAUGUCGACCUGCGUCUGACAUGGGCAACCUCAGGAAGACGAAAGAUUUGAUACAGAGUGGGAAUAAGGCCAGACAUUAAGGAGACAAAGCUUGCUCUGCGAUCUCAGGCUGUAGAGGUAUAUGCUUAUAUCAGGAAAUGGAUUGAACCAUUUUGAAUAAUUAUAGCUAGAAAUGAACAGUACACAGUGAGGAAUUAUCAUCCACACACCUGCUCAGUUAUAUUUGAACUAAAGUCAUGUGUAAGAGACAGUGGCAGACCAUUAUAGAUACUGACAGACCCUUACUGGAUUUGAAGACGCUAUAUCUAAGCAUAAGAGACAACAUUAGUAGUUAGCAUCUGAUUUCUUAGUGCCAACCUGGAAGAAUCUGCAUACGCCAUACCCUUCUCAUAGUGUAGUUUAAUGUACUCAGAAGGCAUAAUGUCUGUAAAUACCCAGAUAACCUUCCCAUCCCCCCUCCAUUAUAGUAAUGAUGGUAUAGCCCAUACAGGAAGACCCAAAGGAGUAUGUACCGAAUGUAGAUGCAACUGAUGUAAUGUAUUUCACUCUAAUUGAUGUUGCCUGUACUUCAUUUUGCACUGUUACAAAGAUAUACAUUUACGGAAAUGGCUAUGAGUGUACCUUUUUGGUUUUGUUUCGUUCUGUAUAUUUGGUUUCCACUUACACUGUUAAUUUGAUGUACUGUAUCUUUAAUUAUUGAUAUAACUUGCAGAUGUUGUAGUCCCUCACAGAGCAUGUACACCCAGGGAAGAGCCUGUGUUUUAUGCGUUUGCUGUGAUAAUGGGGUACUGUACAGUUUGAAUGGUGAGUUGCCCUUCACACUGUAAUCUAAGAGCCAUUUCAUAGCCUACGCAAGCUAUACCAUGAACACAGUUGUAUACGCAAGGCUUAUACGUAUUGAACAGCCUUCUCAUAGUCUAUGCAGGCAAUGCAUACGCCAUCAGAAACGCAUGACAUCGCACUUGUGCUGUGUCACUAAAAGACAUUUUGCUACGUCAAGCCCUUUACGUUUAGCCCAAUACACCCACGUAACGUGCUUGUAUCUUGCGUAGACUUUGAAACAGCCUCUAACCCUGGACCACAGGGGGGGAACCCUCCCUCUGCUUUUUAAGCUUAUUACCCAAACCAAGGGAAGGUUGGCACGUAGCAGAGCAUAAUUUCUUGGCUUGGUUACUCUACUGAUCUGAAGAGCAUCACCCCCUGAGAAUUGUUCUAAGAAAUCAGGGUCAACAACAACAAACGUAGUAGUAGUUUUAGCAAGUUUGUUGAGACAUGGUGGGACCUGCUGUCAGAUGUAGCGUAUGGUUUGUGUGCUGAUCAUCAGCAGCACACAUGACUAUGGAGUGGAUCUGAGCCAGACCCAGACCGUGUGCCAGAUCUGAGCCAUCUUAGGGCCAGAUAA